Molecule: messenger RNA, 1515 nt
Organism: Prunus avium (sweet cherry)
Lineage: Eukaryota; Viridiplantae; Streptophyta; Magnoliopsida; Rosales; Rosaceae
Source: RefSeq, a predicted model, not a curated record
CUCUCCUUCAAUUCAGGAGUGAGAAGCUCAACACUCAAUCUACCCUCCUAAAACUAACCAUCCUAUUGAUCAGAAGCAGCUGUUGCCUAUCUCUUUACGUUUCUCACUCUGAAAUCUCAAAUAUAUCUUUCAUUUUCAACCUCUCAUGGAAAUCCCAGAUGAUUUUUCCUCCUAUGUGAGUGCCCCAACUAGCCCUGCUCAAUGCAGCCCAGGAAAUAAUUUGUUCUUCUGUAGUGUCCCUGCCAGUCCUAGGAAAAGAACAAUAUCAAACACUCCAUAUGAUGCAUGUUACAGUGAUCAUGAGUACAUGACACCACCAAUGACACCCUAUCAAGAUGCCAAUUCCGAUCUCGAUGACUUUGAAUUCGAAACCAGUCGCAGUUUCAGUCUCGAUGUGUUUGAUAACGUGAAAAGUCAGCAGAAGGCUUCGUUGGACCGGAAACAGCAAGAACAAAUUAGGCAACAAAGGCAGUGCGGGGACUCCCUUCCGAUGACCAUGUCAUUUGCUGAUGAGCUUUUUUGUGAUGGAAAAGUGAUGCCACUUGCACCUCCAGCACUCAAACUUCCACCACGUCUUCAUCAUAAAAGGAGUGGCAGCCAGAGCCCCAUGCCAUCUUCCCCAAGGUCUCCCAGUUUUGUUCUGAAUUUGCCAUUUUCGUACAGGAGGUUGUGGAAUGAUGAUUUUGAUCCAUUCAUGGUGGCAUUGGAGCAUGUCAGGGAGGAGAAAAAGAGAGGGAAAGAAAAGACACACGAUCAUAACAUGGUGGGCUUGAAUGACCAACAGAACAAGCAAACUGGCCUGGUAACACCAAUUCACUCACCUUCUGCAAACUCUGCAGGUCAGCUGGAACCAAGGAAACAAGUCGGGCAAAGUCGAAAAAGGCUGGCUCUUCCCAAAGGACUAGAGUAUGCAAGACAAGUUAGACUUAUCCAAAAGGGUCAUAAUGAGAGAUUUAGUGACCCCAAUAUGGCAAUACCUGUCUGCACAGUAGAAGAGACACCUAAGAAUAAGAUUGUUCAAGGAAGUGGAGAUCAAAGGUACAUAAGUGCUCCUUGUACAAAGGAAACCAAGGGGCAGAAAAUCAAAGGGCUUUCACUGAGUGCUUCUUUCGGGAAAGUAGAUGAUGACAAGAAGAAGCAAAGAGAUCAAGGUUCAGCAAUAUUGAGCAGAAAGCCAACAUUUCUAAGGAGAUUAAUCUCUAAGUCUGGGGGAUCAGCCCACUGCAGUGGGGAGAAAAGGGUAUCUGAUCAACUCACCAAGAUGACAUUUGUGCAUUUCAGGCCAAGGCUCUUACUUUGCAUGGGUUAUAAGGCAAGGUAUGCCAAGUGAACCAGAGAUUGCCAUAUCUAUAAAAGUUGUGCUAAUUUUAGCUUCUAAAUUGAUAGUAGAACUGCCAAAAGGGAUGGAAAAAAUUAUUAUUGUGGUUUAUAUAAUGUUUACUUGUAAUUGUUUUACAGGAAUUAAUAUCUCAAUUAAUUUGUGCAAACUUCUUUUUUUUUUAAUAAUUUUUUUUU